AAAGGCUGUAAAUUGAUCUUGGAGAAUCCUCUCGGGGGGAUUUUGGUGAAAUCACAGGCACGCCAGCUCCGUGCUGGGAUGCAGGGAAGGCUCCAGGCAUGGCCUCUGCAGAGAAACCUCCUGGCCCUGAUCCCCCUCCUGCCCCUCUCGGAGCUGGCACAGAUUUCUGUGCCUCCCCCUCUGCUCUACUCCAGGAUUUUCCUGCUCCCAGCCCCCGGCUGCAGCUGGGGGGCUCAGCCCGUUGCCCCCUGACCCCCUCUCACUGUCCCCAGCCCCGUGCCAUGGCCCUGACCCUGGGGAUGCUGCUGGCCCUGCUGGGCUGUGCCGCGGCACCGGAUCCUGCCCUGGAGGAGGCCUGGCAAGGGUGGAAGAGUCUCUAUGCCAAGGAAUACCCAGGGGAGGCGGAGGCGCUCCGCAGGGAGAUCUGGGAGCAGAACCUGCGCCACAUCCAGCAGCACAACCGGGAGGAGUCGCAGGGCAAGCACAGCUACCGCCUGGCCAUGAACCACUUCGGGGACCUGACGAACCAGGAGUUCAAUGAACUCAUGAACGGCUACGAGCCGGUGCAGAGGGAGAGGGAGGAGCCGGCACGGCCCUUCCCAGCCUCGGCAGCCCUGGAAGCCCCCAUGAAGGUGGACUGGAGGGCCAAGGGCUACGUGACACCCGUGAAAUCCCAGGGCGACUGCGGCUCCUGCUGGGCCUUCAGCGCCACGGGGGCCCUGGAGGGGCUCACGUUCAGGCGGACGGGGAAGCUGGUGGCUCUGAGCGAGCAGAACCUCAUCGACUGCACGCAGCGGCUGGGCAACCACGGCUGCAGAGGGGGCCACAUGGCGCGGGCCUUCCGCUACGUGCGCGACAACGGCGGGCUCAGCUCCGAGCGCGCCUACCCCUACACGGGCACGGACAACAACGGCUGCCGGUACAGCUCCCGGUACAGGGCUGCCACCUGCUCCGGCUUCAGGACGGUGCCCCGGGGCAGCGAGGCGGCCCUGAGGCAGGCGGUGGCAGCCGUGGGCCCCGUGUCGGUGGUGGUGGAUGCCAGCAGCCACAAUUUCCAGUUCUAUGGCUCAGGCAUCUUCACCUGCCCACCUGGCCAGCAGAAGCUGAACCACGCCAUGCUGCUGGUGGGCUACGACACGGCCCAGGUGCGCAACUGCAGCGUGAGCUACUGGAUCCUAAAGAACAGCUGGUCCCAGGGCUGGGGUGAGAAGGGCUACAUGCUCCUGCUGAAGGACGGCGGCAACCAGUGCGGGGUGGCCAGCGAUGCCAGCUACCCGCUGGCCUGAGCCGGGACAGCCCCUCCUGAGCCAGGACAGCUCUCCCUGAUCCAGGACAGCCCUCCCUGAUCCAGGACAGCUCUCCCUCUCUGCCUCCCACCCUGCCUGCCGACCCGCAGCUGUAUCCACCUGGAAAGGGGCUUUAGUUCCUGUGCAGCAAGAAGCCAUUAAAAGUGCUUUGGUUAAGCGGCUGAUGCGCCCAGUCCU
Molecule: messenger RNA, 1484 nt
Organism: Passer domesticus (house sparrow)
Lineage: Eukaryota; Metazoa; Chordata; Aves; Passeriformes; Passeridae
Product: procathepsin L-like
Exons: 7
Coding region: 99-1286 (395 amino acids)
Biological process (GO): positive regulation of apoptotic signaling pathway; immune response; positive regulation of peptidase activity
Cellular component (GO): lysosome
Molecular function (GO): cysteine-type endopeptidase activity; cysteine-type endopeptidase activator activity involved in apoptotic process
Source: RefSeq, a predicted model, not a curated record